AUGACUGUGGAAAUCGCGUUCUUCCAAACGCGUAUAUACGCUUUAUUCGCUCUUUGGACAUUGACCAUGGUGGAGAUCAACGACGACUUUUUUCAAACAAAAGACUUUCAAAACAAACUUGAGAGCAUUAUUCGCAAUGGAGAUCCAGGGGUGUUGACAGCAUCAGUUAUCCGAGGCGAGCUUGAGAAGCAACUGGGACUUGAAGAACAAGCUCUUAGACCAUGGAAAAAGAUUGUAAACAGCCAUAUUGACACCACCUUUACCAAAAUAUUGGAAGAGGAGAAGAAUCCGCCCAGCGAGCCUGAAGAAGAACCAAGCAGUCAGCAGGAAGAAGAUACCCAGACACCAAAGGAAUCAGAGCCAAGUCAUGAAGAGGAAACUAAAUCAGAUCAAGAGAGUGACAAUGUUCAGGAAGAAGAAACGAGCCAACGAGAGACCCCUGUGUCAUCUGCAUCAGACAAUGAAGCCACUCCAAGCAAGAAAAAGCCAAAAACACCAAAGCAACCACGCAAGAAACGAGAAUCAAAAAAAGAACACAAGACCUCUGCAACAGAAGAGUCCAUCAAGCGUCUCAAGAUGUAUAUAAACAAAUGCGGUGUGCGUAAAGUAUGGCAAAAGGAGUUGGCUGAUUGCAAGACAAUGAAGGAUCAAGUCGAGAAGCUUAAAAAGAUCCUUGCAGAUCUUGGUGUGGAAGGACGUCCAACCCUCGAGAAAUGCCAAAAAGUCAAGGCUGAGCGAGAAAUCAAGGCUGAGGUGGAUAGCUUAGAUACCGAGAAUAUUAUCGAGAGCACAAGUCGCCGAGCAACACGUUCCCAAGGUCCAAAGAGGAAGCGACGAGUGAUUGAAUCGGAUGACGAGGAUGAUGAGGAAGGACCGGGACAAAAGUUGACACGAACAGAGAAUAACCCUCUUGAUCUAUCCUUCUUGGGCGAUCAGUCAGAUAGCGAUUAA
Molecule: messenger RNA, 951 nt
Organism: Lichtheimia ornata
Lineage: Eukaryota; Fungi; Mucoromycota; Mucoromycetes; Mucorales; Lichtheimiaceae
Exons: 9
Coding region: 1-951 (316 amino acids)
Cellular component (GO): nucleus
Source: RefSeq, a predicted model, not a curated record